Staurois parvus is the source of this 494-nucleotide messenger RNA. NCBI's taxonomy places the organism in Eukaryota, Metazoa, Chordata, Amphibia, Anura, Ranidae. The record is from the annotation of a GenBank genome assembly.
CAUUCGGCCCCAGACCACAACACUCCCACCACCAUGCUUGACUGAUGGUUCCAGUAAUCCAUGUCCUUAGUCUGCUUGUCUUCAGCAAACUGUUUGUGGACUUUCUUGUGCAUCAUCUUUAGAAGAGGUUUCCUUCUGGGAUGACAGCCAUGCAGACCAAUUUGAUGCAGUGUGCGGCGUAUGGUCUGAGCACUGACAGGCUGACACCCCACCCCUUCACCCUCUGCAGCAAUGCUGGCAGCACUCAUACGUCUAUUUCCCAAAGACAACCUCUGGAUAUGACGCUGAGCACGUGCACUCAACCUGUUUGGUCGACCAUGGAGAGGCCUGUUCUGAGUGGAACCUGUCCUGUUAGACUGCUGUAUGGUCUUGGCCACCAUGCUGCAGCUCAGUUUCAGGAUCUCGGCAAUCUUCUUAUAGCCUAGGCCAUCUUUAUGUAGAGCAACAAUUCUUUAUUUCAGAUCCUCAGAGAGUUCUUUGCCAUGAGGUGCCAU